Molecule: messenger RNA, 2560 nt
Organism: Thunnus maccoyii (southern bluefin tuna)
Lineage: Eukaryota; Metazoa; Chordata; Actinopteri; Scombriformes; Scombridae
Gene: otx1
Product: orthodenticle homeobox 1
Exons: 4
Coding region: 411-1412 (333 amino acids)
Biological process (GO): regulation of transcription by RNA polymerase II; multicellular organism development
Cellular component (GO): nucleus
Molecular function (GO): RNA polymerase II cis-regulatory region sequence-specific DNA binding; DNA-binding transcription factor activity, RNA polymerase II-specific
Source: RefSeq, a predicted model, not a curated record
UCAAUCUCCAUUAGAAACCUUAACACUCUGACAGACAACGACAAGCCCCCUGAAAGCAAAUGAGUUUGAUUUAUUUGGCUGUAAAAACACCCGGAACCGCACCGAGGACGCGGUGACGCUUGUGUGCGGUUAACCUGGCUGCGUGUUUGUCCGUGAUGCUGCUCGGUUUGCGCACUGUUGAUUGUUUUUGAGCAAGUCUGCCGCUGCUGCUGCUUGAGUUUUGUGCCCUGCAGACUUCCUACUGCUGGAUAAUUUUACUGCUGCUUUCCUCUUGUGGCCCGAGAGCUCAGGAGAAGGGAAGGAGAGAAAAAAACAAGUGACUUGGAUCGGCCCCCUGUCCCGUCAAGCUGCAGCAUCGGGGGAAACCGAACCACUGGCCUGAGCUGGGUGGAGCAGUGACCGCCUGUAGCAUGAUGUCCUACCUCAAACAGCCCCCCUACGGCGUCAACGGCCUGGGGCUGAGCGGCGCUGCCAUGGACCUGCUGCACCCCUCAGUGGGCUACCCAGCGACUCCCAGGAAGCAGCGGAGGGAGCGGACAACCUUCACCCGCUCCCAGCUCGACGUCCUGGAGUCUCUAUUCGCCAAAACCCGCUACCCGGACAUCUUUAUGCGGGAGGAGGUCGCACUGAAAAUCAACCUGCCCGAGUCCAGAGUCCAGGUGUGGUUCAAGAACCGGAGGGCCAAGUGUCGCCAGCAGCAGCAGAGCGGCAGCAGUGCCAAAGCCAGGCCGCCUAAGAAGAAGUCUUCUCCGGCCCGAGAGAGCACCGGAUCAGAGAGCAGCGGCCAGUUCACGCCUCCUGCCGUCUCCAGCACGGGCUCGUCCUCGUCCUCGUCCUCUUCCACCAAUCACACGGGCCCGGCGGCGGCGCUCAGCAGCACCUCUACCUCCAUCAGCACCGUCUCCUCCAUCUGGAGCCCCGCUAUCUCCCCCGGAAACGCUCCCGCUCCAGCCGUGGCCCCUCUCCCUGAGCCCGGACCCCCUUCUAACGCCUCCUGUAUGCAGCGCUCAAUGUCAGGCUCCGCCGCCGCCGCCACCUCCUACCCCAUGUCCUACAACCAGACGCCGGGCUACGGCCAAGGCUACCCCGCCCCCUCCAGCUCCUACUUCAGCGGCGUGGACUGUGGCUCCUACCUUGCCCCCAUGCACUCCCACCAUCACCCCCACCAGCUCAGCCCCAUGACGGCCUCCUCCAUGUCAGGCCACCCGCACCACCACAUCAGCCAGUCGUCAGGCCACCACCACCAUCACCACCACCACCAGGCCUACGGCGGCUCCAGCCUGGCCUUCAACUCCUCCGACUGCCUGGAUUACAAAGAGCAGACUGCGGCCUCCUCGUGGAAGCUCAACUUUAACACCACAGACUGCUUGGACUACAAAGACCAGGCCUCCUGGAGGUUCCAAGUCUUGUGAUCAGGCUUUUUUUUUUUUUUUUUUUUUUUUCCUCCUCCCUGCUCGUCUGCUCCCUCUUCUUUUUGUUUUCCAGAUUAGCUUGUUUUUUUUUUUUUUUUUUUUAAAAGACAAAAAGAGUUUAUGAACCAUAAGAUAGCAGCAGCUCCUUCUCGUCUCCACUUUUAAAAAUUAAAAAUUUUAAAAAAAGAAGAGAAACAGUCCCUCAAAAGUCCUGUGAAGAGAACAUGAAAAGUUGAUCAGGAGCAGCAGAAGAAGAAGAAGAAGAAUGGGUUUUUAAAAGACGCCCCCCUUCUUGGAUGACCUUAAGAAAACCAAACUGGUUUUUUUGUUUUGUUUUUUUUUCUCAAUUCAUUUCAACCAAACUCCUUUGACCACCAGCUCUCUGGCUCUCUGGAUGGGAGGAAUAUUUUCCCCUCUGGUGCACCGACAGGAACUGCCUGCCGUUGCUCCCCCCCUUCGUCUUACCUCCAACCCAAUCAAAAAAAAAAAAAAACAACAAAAAAAAAACUCCUGUAUAGUUUUUAUUUCUCAAAAUUUGUUAUUUUAGAAUGACAGAGAUUUUUAGUCAGCUACAUCGAGGAGCUGAAAUAUGUAAAUAUGUAUUUGGGUCAGUUACAGUGACCAUGUUUAGUUGGUGUUUUUUUUCCCGAAUUUGAAAAAUUGUUUAUUACCACUUUGGGAGAAAAAAAAAGGAAAAAAAAACUGUAUGUAAAUCUUUCCAAAUAUUCCAAAGAUAAACAAAUUGGCCAUAAAGUUUCAGCUUUUAUAUACAUUGUUUUACUCAGCAAAUUUGAAAAAUGUCUUGGAAAACUCUCUAAAUCUUAAAAAUAAUAGAUGCAGAAAUAUUCUGGCUACAUUUUUUUGUUUUCCGGAUGAUAUAUAGCCUCUACAUUUUCAAAGCAGACCUCCUCCUCCUUCCUCCUCCUCCUCCUCCUCCUCCUCCUCUUCCUCUUGGGCAUUGUCGUGAUUAUUGGACAUGUUUGAACCGCAGCACUUGGCUUGAUUAUUGGAGUCAAAACAUUUUUUUUUUCUUUUUCUGGAGAGGAAAUGUGGAUUUAUAGCUCCAAAAAUGACAGUGAGAUGUUGAAUGUAUCUUUAAGGCGACCACCUUUACAUACAUGUUCAUCCAAUAAAGAUCCGUUAAGUCA